AUGCUUAAUUUUACUGAUGUGACAGAAUUUGUUCUUUUAGGGUUGACUAGUCGCCCUGAACUGCAACUCCUUUUCUUUGUAGUUUUUUUGCUGGUCUACCUUAUCACCUUGCUUGGGAAUAUUGGCAUGAUCGUAUUAAUCUGGAUUAGUCCUCAGCUCAACAGUCCCAUGUACUUUUUCCUCGGUCACCUCUCUUUUGCAGAUGUGUGGUUUUCCUCUAAUGUGACCCCUAAGAUGUUGGAGAAUUUGGUUUCUCAGAUCAAAACCAUCUCUUAUGCCGGAUGUAUAGUGCAGUGCUUUUUCUUCAUCGCUUUUGUGCAUGUCGAAGUCUUUAUCUUGGCUGUCAUGGCCUUUGAUCGCUACAUGGCGAUCAGCAGCCCUCUGCUGUAUGGCAGCAGAAUGUCAAGAACUGUGUGUAUUCGGCUGAUUUCUUUCCCUUACGUCUAUGGCUUCUUUAUCAGUUUGAUCUCAACACUGUGGACCCAUGGCUUGUACUUCUGUGGAAACAUUGAGAUCAACCAUUUCUACUGUGCAGACCCAGCGCUCAUCAAAAUGGCCUGCGCUGGGACCGCCAUUAAAGAAUACACCAUGCGCACGUUAGCAGGCCUCAACUUCUCCUACUCCUUAUUGGUCAUUAUUGUCUCCUAUAUAUUCAUCCUCAUUGCCAUCCUCAGGAUGCGGUCUGCAGAAGGAAGAAAGAAAGCCUUUUCCACGUGUGGGUCUCACCUGACAGCCGUCACCAUAUUCUACGGGACGCUCUUCUUCAUGUACCUCAGGAGCCCAAGUGAGGAGUCUGUGGAGCAGGGCAAGAUGGUGGCUGUGUUUUACACCACGGUGAUUCCCAUGUUGAACCCCAUGAUCUACAGCCUGAGGAACAAGGACGUGAAGGAAGCCAUGCACAAAGCCGUCAGCAGAAUAUUUAUAACUAAAUAA
Molecule: messenger RNA, 933 nt
Organism: Chinchilla lanigera (long-tailed chinchilla)
Lineage: Eukaryota; Metazoa; Chordata; Mammalia; Rodentia; Chinchillidae
Product: olfactory receptor 5M3-like
Exons: 1
Coding region: 1-933 (310 amino acids)
Biological process (GO): sensory perception of smell; G protein-coupled receptor signaling pathway
Cellular component (GO): membrane
Molecular function (GO): G protein-coupled receptor activity; olfactory receptor activity; odorant binding
Source: RefSeq, a predicted model, not a curated record